This is a messenger RNA of Rotaria sp. Silwood1, 639 nucleotides long. The record is from the annotation of a GenBank genome assembly. NCBI's taxonomy places the organism in Eukaryota, Metazoa, Rotifera, Eurotatoria, Philodinida, Philodinidae.
AUGGCAUCGGCAACAGCACUUGCAAGUUCAGUUUCAUCAACAGCUGCACGUCGACUUCACUAUCAAUCACAAAUAUCUAACACAUCAAUUUCACAUAAUCAAAAUUUUUCUAACGGUGAAACAUCAAAUCUUACUGAUUCAUUUUCUGCAUCAUCAAUAGCUAUCAAUCCAUUGGUAACAAUAGUCUAUUCAAAUACAUCAUUAUUACAAGAAAAUCAACAAUUACUUCUCAAUAGUUACGCAUCUUGUCGUCGUCUACUUGAUUAUAUGAAACAAGUUGUUGGUAUACCUCAAGAUGAAACAAUCGAUCUGAUGGACAAUGAAGGAAAAAUAAAAGAGCUGAAUAUGCACUUUGAUGACUAUGCUACACAAUUUCUUACUGCCAGAAGUACUUAUUAUGUAUUGAAAGUUGAAACUGAUAGUCAGACUGGCGAAAAGCGUUAUACGCCAAGUUUUAAUCUUGAUCAAAUCGAUCAAAAAUUGGGAACAAUAUUAACAAAUUCAUUGAAUACAUUAAAUAAAUCUGUAAGACAACCAAAACGUCCUACUGGACCAUCACGACAAAAUACAACUGUUCAAUCAUCUGCUAAUACACCACAGUCAAAAGCUAAACGAGCUUCAAGUCGUAAACAAAACUAG